Messenger RNA from Cuculus canorus (common cuckoo), 1870 nucleotides. RefSeq names its product protein phosphatase 1 regulatory inhibitor subunit 1C (gene PPP1R1C). Gene Ontology annotation, biological process: intracellular signal transduction. Gene Ontology annotation, cellular component: cytoplasm. Gene Ontology annotation, molecular function: protein phosphatase inhibitor activity. Lineage: Eukaryota; Metazoa; Chordata; Aves; Cuculiformes; Cuculidae. The record is from RefSeq and is a predicted model, not a curated record.
GAUUGCAGUCUAAAUCUGCACAUCCAGCCUAAGGUACACCAGAUAACCUUCAUGAAAGUGUAGGCAUCUGUUUGGCACCAUCAUAAAACAUCUUCCUGUAUGAGGUUUAGAAAAGGAUUUGAAAGAGCAAAGGCAAUUGUUUGAUAGGUGGGAAGAGGAGAGCGGUUCUGGCACACUGUAACAGAGAUGGAAUUAUUGCAUCCACCCCGAAAAUCUGAAAACUUCCUGAUUUGUGUUCAUCAAUAAUUAAGAGACCAUCAGCAAUACUCAGAGGGAGCUUGCAUUGCACUUCUGAGCAGCCAGUUAGUAAUGUACGGUGGAGAGAUCCUCUUUUUCAAAUCCCAGGGCUCCGGGCCAUGCAAUGCUAGUAUCACAUUUUCAAUUAGCUUCUGAGCGAAUGCUUGGCAUAUGUAGAAGUGAACUGGUACACAAUUGGCUUAUUGUUCCUUUCAGCUUUGUGCUGAGAGGAUCUGAAAGACUGCAGAAGAGAGGGAAGAAAAAAGAAAAUAGCCAAGCCAGCAGCAUCUCCGUGGAUGUGGAAUACGGGAGUUGCUCAGCUCACACAGAUUCCUGUGCUGUUGGAGUUACAGCAGUUACUGAGGAGAAGUCAGGCUGGCUGUGGGGAGGGUGCCCGGGCAGAGGCACAGCCGAGUCUCAAGCUGCUCUUCUCUCCUCUGACUCACCUCAGCACCACGAUGGAGCCCAACAGCCCUAAAAAAAUACAGUUUGCCGUGCCACUGUUUCAGAGUCAAAUAGAUCCCGAGGCAGCUGAGCAGAUCAGGAAACGAAGGCCUACUCCAGCAUCACUCGUCAUCAUGAAUGAGCACGUGGCCCCAGGAAAAGAUGAGAAAAGAACAAAUAUCUCACAGGCAGAGUCCCAGAGCGCCUCUCCCAAGCAAAGGAAGCAGAGUGUCUUCACCCCACCUGCCCUCAAAGGGAUUAAGCAUCUGAAGAGUCAGAGUGAUUCAGCAUUUCCAGAGGAAGAAGAGGGAGUUAGUGAAAGGGAAGAGGAGUGGGGCCAUUAAGAAGCAUGGAGCCUCGAGACUUUUCGUGGAGAGUAACUGAACUGUGCAGCCGUGCGUGUGUCAGACCAUUUGCCACUGCUUGUGUCCCUGCACUGCAGCGCUCCAUGUGCCGGUGGUGCCAGGACUUCCUGAGGAGCGCCCUUGGCUAGGUUUUACAGUCACCUGCAAAUGUGUUUUGUGAUCCUUAUACUCAAAGAUGAAACAGUUAUUUUAAAGUAAAUUUUCUUUCAUUUUCUAUGACUUAGAAAUGUAAUUUGCAAAUGUGUUAGUGACCUGACAUCAGUACUGCCAGAGCUUAACUACUGUGUGUGAGCUGUACUCUAAGAGCUGUUGUAAAUAUAACUGAUUUAAAAGCUACAAAAUAAAUAAUACCCUCACUUAGAUAAGAUUGUAUAUUGUACAGUGGGUUUGUCUAGCAUGCAGAGAAAUGUUUGUAUAGAAUUAUCAUCUUGGUUAAGGGCAGCUUUUACCAGCAUUGUUAGAGUUACUUGCAGUAAUGUAGAUAGAAAUAAGUAGGCAGGGAUGACUCCUAGUCUAGAGAAGAGGGAUGCAAAGAAGCUUCCCCAUGUUCCCUGCAUACGCAACACUUAGAAUACUUGUCUUGCUGUUGACAUGAGGCUGCCUUGCCACAUCAGCCAAAACAAUUUCUCUUUACACAAGAUCAUUGCUGUCUGGAGGCAUUACAGAAAGUUUCGGUAUGUGUUACAUGAAACAAAGGAGUGUGCAAGACCCAUGAGCAGGGUCCCACGCAUCAGCUGAACCUUGGGAAAUGCUGUUAUUCACCUGCUUCAUCUACAGCUGUUAGAGGGUACAGGCUUCGCUGAGAGAGAGGGACAGACUACUCU